Spinacia oleracea (spinach) is the source of this 1551-nucleotide messenger RNA. RefSeq lists its product as uncharacterized. The transcript is spliced from 3 exons. The coding region runs from base 1 to 1551 and encodes 516 amino acids. NCBI's taxonomy places the organism in Eukaryota, Viridiplantae, Streptophyta, Magnoliopsida, Caryophyllales, Amaranthaceae. The record is from RefSeq and is a predicted model, not a curated record.
AUGAGUACUCCCUUCUCCGAGGAUAUCAUGAACGCCCCGAAAGAGCCCAAGGUAAAAACUCCUACCAUUGAAGCCUAUGAUGGUACCACCGAUGCCGAUAUGCACUUUGUUGCAUACCGUCAUCAUAUGUAUGUUCAAGGAACCAAUGAAGCCACUUGGUGCAAAUAUUUCCCGGCCACUCUCAAAGGAGUAGCGUCUAAGUGGUUUGAGCGAUUGCCCCCAAGGUCAAUUUCCUCUUUCAACGAACUGCAAACUCUGUUCUCCACUAGGUUCAUGGCACACAAGGAAGAAAGGAAAACAAGUAUGCACUUGGGACGAAUUCAACAGGGGAAAGAUGAAUCACUAAGAAGCUAUGUGAAACGUUUCAACCUAGAGGCCGGACAGAUCCCAGAUUUGCCUGACGGCGUCUCCUUGGAUAAUUUUAUCAGGGGAUUGAAGAAGGGAUCCUUUAAGUUUGACCUAGUCAAGAAAAGUGUGCGGACUAAGGCCGAAGUUUUGGACGAGGCCGAAACAUUUAUCCAUGCAACAGAAAUAUGCAGCGCGUCAAAAGAUGGAAGCACCGGAGAAACAACAAAUUCCUCAGGGAAGAAAGACAAAAUAGACCGAAAAGCCCCACGAGUAAAUGGCACUUGGGCUCUCUCAAAAGAACAUGAUACCAAUUCCCCUGGGCACAAGAGAGAACGUCCACAAGAAAGGGAAUAUUUCGAGUAUAAUACAGAUCUCCUCACGAUGCUGAAAGACGUCGGAACUAGGUUUGACCUUGAACGACCUUUCCCCAUGAAGUCUCCUGCUGAGAGUCGAGACCCUAAGUUGUAUUUCCAGUUCCAUGAAGACAUAGGGAAUGAAACCAAGAACUGUAGAAGCUUGAAGAGGUACAAAAAGAACAAGUCACCUGUCUCACCUGCAGAGGGACAACACAGCGAAGGGGGGUUUGUAGCCGUCAUAUCUGGGGGACCAUCCGCUGGAGGACCCACCAUGAGGGGGCAGAAAGAUUAUGCUCGCCGCCUGGGGCAGGUAAUGCUGUCAGGAAAGUCACCUCUGGACCCAUUCCCACAGAUCGAGAUAUGUGAGUCGGAUGGUGGACGAAUAGCCACUCCGCAUGAUGAUCCUCUUGUGGUCGAGUUCAAAAUAUCCAAUACGAGGGUGAAGCGCAUCCUAAUAGACACGGGGAGCUCGUCUGACAUAAUGAGCGUGGAAUGCCUCAAUCGUCUAGAACAUGACCCCAAAACCAUGGAUAGCAUACACUAUCCCAUCAUUGGUUUUGGAGGAAGCAUUAUACAUCCUGUAGGCGUCAUCACUUUGCCGGUUCGAAUUGGGGAUAGAAAAAAUGGACGGAAGAUGGAAUUUGUAUGCGAUGACGGGGCGAUAGGAACCAUACAUGGAGACCAACAGCAAGCAAGAGACUGUUACCUCACCACCCUCAACCCGUCAGCAUGGAAGAAAGAUUCGGCCGAAGCCAGAAGCAAAAGAAAGCAUGAAGACAAACUGCCAGCCGCCAAUGAGAGUAAACCAACCAAAACAGAACCAGUCAAGAUAGAGAAAAGUGGCUGA